Molecule: messenger RNA, 1503 nt
Organism: Hansenula anomala
Lineage: Eukaryota; Fungi; Ascomycota; Saccharomycetes; Phaffomycetales; Wickerhamomycetaceae
Exons: 1
Coding region: 1-1503 (500 amino acids)
Source: RefSeq, a predicted model, not a curated record
AUGUCUGCAGAACCAACAGCCAAUGACACCAGUUCUCUGGGUAUAGAUAACAACGGUCAGCUUGAAAAAGAGUUAGAAGAGACUAUAGAUGCUAAUCGUGACCAGCUAUUUGAAAAUAUUGAAAAGGAGGUGGAGAAAGACUUGGUUGAAAUCAAUCAUUCAAAUCUCUUAAGAAACUUUCACCAUGUUAACUCUCCAAGCUCUGUUGAACCCCAAUUAACAAACCUGUGGAUUUCUCAAAUUUAUACCUUUAUCUUACGAGAAGUUUUGAACAUUGAUAUUAGGUGUUUCUCUGUGAAUGCUAAGGAUGUUGAACGUAUUGAGUACGGUCCCUUCAGUUUUACUACAUUCGUCAAAUUAUGGAAGCUGCCUUUUUCCAUUGCAAGUUCAACCAACGUUUCACUAAAUGGAAGCAAUCAGAUGGUUCUGAAUGGUUCAUCUAGUCAGCUUAAAAGGAGAUUUACAGAUAUAGGCAUUGAGAAUCUUUCCAAAGUCAAUUAUGAAGGCUACUUGUUGAAAAACAUUAAACAAAUGGAGGAUGAAAUUUUUGAUAGGGUUAGGAAAUUGGAUAUGUACUCGUACAAGUCAGAAUUGAAGUAUUUAUUGCAAUCGAGUUUAGUUCACUGCUUUGGUCAUCAUGGAUACCGGCUAGCUGCUGCUUCAGAGAAUGGUCUUGCAAGUCAAUUCUCUAAUCGAGUAAUAAGUCCGGUGGUGGAAUUUCUUUCAUUUGUUUUCAGCAUGACAUUAACACACCACGAAGACAGUGGUUUAGGAUUUGGAAACACUUUGCCAGGUGAUUCCUUGAAAAAAGAACUAGAAAGUUUAGGAGUUAGUAGUUCACAUAUUGACAAGGUUGUUACCAUGAAUUCUGGUUCUGCUAGUGAAGACGGGAGAGACAAAAAGGUUUUAUUUAUUGAACAUAGAAAAGCUCCAAAGGUCUCAAAAAUGGGUUCACCAGAUGAUUUGGAAAAGAUCAAGGGUAUUUUGUUGCAGGUAUUUUCCUACAAGGCCUGCUCAAAUGAGUUAAACUGUGGUAUUAUCAAUGAUCUUUAUGGGUCUUUGUUGGUUUUUUUCGACUCAAAUGAUUUCAAGCAUACUGAAGAUGGUCUGUUUACUUUGAAGAAUGUUCAAUCUUAUCAAGUUAACGAUGUUGAGUUUUUCUAUCAGGUGGAUGAUAAUGAAAAGCAUCAUCUCAAUUCAAGGAUUAUUGUUUCAAUGAUGAUUUACAUGGAAAUAAAGAAAUAUAUGAAAAAAGAUUCUGAGAAAGGGACCAAGACAACCCAGCCUGUUUCUGGUUUGGAGCUCAAGAUGGAUCAAAGCAACUAUAGGGAGCCUCUGAAGGUCCUGAAUUCAAAGGUUAAUGAGUCCAUAAAAGAUCUGAAUCUAAAAAAGGGUAAAAAACUUUCAACCUUGAAAAGUGAUGAAAAAUCAAAAGGCCAAAAAAGGGCAUUGAGAACAGCAACAAGUGGUGAAGCAAAAAGAAAGAAAGGUCUGAGACCCUGA